Spirodela intermedia is the source of this 9180-nucleotide messenger RNA. The record is from the annotation of a GenBank genome assembly. NCBI's taxonomy places the organism in Eukaryota, Viridiplantae, Streptophyta, Magnoliopsida, Alismatales, Araceae.
AUGGUUUUUCGAUCCUCUUUGCUCUCUCUAUCUGUUAUACAGUUUUAUGUAUUGUCUGCUAAACAAGAAUUACAAAUUCGAUUGUAUGGAUAUUGGAAGUUUAAAGCUUUGCUUUUGGACAGAAUCUACCUACAUCGUACGAAUGAGGAACUUGAGUUCAUUUACUGCGUUGUUUAAACAUUCGUAAGGCAGAAUUUCUGCAGCUUAUUUGGGCAUCAUCUGGAUAGAAGAAGCUUGUGCAAAUCAAGUUUUACACGUGGGUCUUGCCCACGAAUGUACACGGUUAAUACAUGGAUUGGUUGAUGAGGGCAUUAUACUGCUGAAAACCUCAUAAAUUAGCAUGCAUUAUGCUCGAGAUGCCUUUUUGGACUUAUUUAUUGGUUUCUUUUAUUUGCUUAGGAAUUCAAAGUGUUUUACGAGUCAAAGUUUGGAAGGAAGAAGGAGACAGAAAAACAAGAGGUAUUGAGUCACUCAACCGACUCAAAAGACUGCUGCCCAAAUAGCACAACGCACCUGAACGGAAGCUCCAAGAUGGCACCCGACCUGGCUGUGUUCGAACAGUUUGAGAUCCAGGUGUUCUUCUGUUACCCGUAUGUUUAUGCUGUGAUGUCAACGUUGUGGAGCAUUUUAUCAGUUUUCCUUCAAUGCAUCUUGAAAUCAAUCGUUUCAAGUGUGUGAUCCUUGUAUUCUUCUGUUUUUUCAGGAUAACAAUGCUGCUAGAGAUCCUGGAGUGAAUGGACCCAGAGAAAGACCGUAAGAGAUCCAUUGCCCUUCAACCCUUCUUAAAUGUCCUUUGGCUGGUUCUAAGCUUCACUUGGACACAUGCUCUUACACCUUGCAACCAUGGUAUAUCACGACUCAUAACAAUGUUCACUGAUUACACAGAAGUUCAGGCUGUUGUUGUUUUCUGUGGUUUGCUUCAGGCAUGUAUGUCUGAGAAAUAACCGGCCUUGAAAAUUUGAUGCAAAAAAUGUUUUAAGAAUAUAAGAACAAAGUAAAAUAAUGAAAAUAGGUUAAUGUUAUGUAUUCUUUGAGGUCAGCUAUGGAUUGUGGUGAACAAAUCUAUUGGGAUCAAAAUCUAAUCAAGUCUUUAACUAUCAAAGAGGAUUAUGAAAUUCUCAAUCAGUAUUAUCAUGACACACAUGCUCUAAACUUCGUUGUAAGAACUUUUAUAUCAAUGAUGCUGAUAAAAUAUUUGAUAGUGGUCCACUGAGAGGAAUGGUUUGUUUUAAUUAUUAUGCCACCAUUUAGCUCGCAUCAGUCACCUUAAUAGUUAUAUUUUUGACUGUUAAAGCAUACUCUAGGUUUCAAAAAAUUGUGAAGUUCGUAUUCCAUUUUCAUUUUAUAAGCAAGAACAUAAUUAUACUCUUGUCCUCUUCAUUUAUCUAUUUAUCUUCUUCUAGACUGUUUGCUGUUAGAAAUACUUUUGAUUGCAAUUCUUAUAGCUUUGGUGAUGUAGAAUUAGUACAUAUUUUUCACAAAAUUGUUGCUCAUGCUGACACUUCUUCCGGAGGAGUCAUUUUAUUUUCCACUUUGUCAUUGCAGGCAAAAAUCACUUCUUCCUCCCUUCGAAUCUGCUGAAAUGCGUACUUUGGGAGAAACCUUAUGCAGGCAACUUCGCAAUUUUCUUAACUAAACGGGUCUCCUCUGGAUUGUUUAUAAGCCAUUUAUAUAAUAAGUCAACUGAGAAUCUUUGUCUUUCUAUAUAGGGACAUCAUUCGUGGGAGUCCGGAUGUCAAAUGGGAAAGCAUUAAGGGAUUAGAGAAUGCAAAACGACUGCUUAAAGAGGCAGUUGUCAUGCCAAUAAAGUAUCCAAAGUAGGUAAUUUAGUUGUCGGUUUUCUGUGAGUCUUUUGUCAAAAGCAGUGCCUUGCUAGUAGAAACUUCUAAUUUAUGCUGACUACAAAGUGUAAUGACAAGGAUGCUAUAUUAUUCUGCUCCUUUUUCUGUUCAGUGUCUUGACAAUUUCAUUUAUGCUGAAAUUUAGUAUUUCUGCAUCUGGAUGUCACUUGUUGACUGUCCUAAAGAAUUAUCAGCAGUUAACAUUUCCAUGUCUGUAUGAUCUCUGUGAGAGACAAUCCUUAUCCAGUGAAGUUCCCAUGCUAUCAGAGCUGAAGGAACCUCCUUUAAGCUAUAGGAACAUUUACUUGCUUUGUUACCCUCCAAAUAGCCAACAAAAGAGUAGGAAAUAAUCAGAUUCCAUCUCUUUCGUUCUGAGUUCAAAGGGCAAGCGGAAGCACUCCGUUACAGCAACCAAACAAUACGUGAUUGUAUUUCAUUAUUUGUGUGGUAGAAGACCUACUAUAUGUACUUUUAUACAGAAGACCAGGCCAUGGUUAUUUAGGCUCAAAGAAGUAGAAAUCGGGUCUUCUAUUUCUUUUUGGGAACGUGGGAAAGGUGGAAUAAUGUUCGCAGUCGGUUAGUUGAACAUAUAGUUGUAGAUGGAGGCGUUGGAGGUGGCAAAUGAAGAACCUAGGUUAAGAUUAGAAGCACUGACUUGGAUCACUCCUCCCACAGCGUUCCCCUAUAUCUUUUUGGGCUUCUUGCUGCCGAUGCUAGGUCUUCUAUCUGUUUUAUUAGUUUUUUAUUUUAUUUUCACUGCUGGCAAACUAUCAUUUUCUCGAUCCAAGGUUGAUGGCCAAGGCCUGUUGAAAUGAUGGUUGCAUGUUUGUCUGCUUCAAGUGCUAACGAUAUUUAAAUGUUUUCUAUACACUUUUAUGCAGUAAUCAUUGCCAAUAGAGGUUACGGCAGAAUAGAGUAUUCCUUCUGUCAUUUGUGUCGUUUCAAUUCUCUAGCAUUAUUGGAUAAAUUCACUGAAAGAUUUGCCAUUCUGUCCCGAUAUCUUCCAUUUAGUAAUGUCUGAGAACAUGAUUACAAAAUAGUAAUCUCAAGCCCUUUGUGGUUCACUUCCAGGUACUUCACUGGUUUGUUAUCUCCUUGGAAGGGUAUUUUGCUUUUUGGCCCUCCUGGAACAGGCAAGGUCUGUAUUCAUGAUACCCGAGAAAUUCACCCGUUUCAUCUAUUGUCAAUAAAGUAUGUACUAUUUCCAAUUCCAUGGCAUAACGUAUAACUUUUUUUAACAAUUCAUUUCCCCCCUACAAGAAAGAAUACGCUUAAGGCUUUCCACCAUGAUGUUGAUGUGAUGACUAUUUUACUGAUUUGAUUCGAUUAUGGUAUUUAUAUUAUAUAAAACCACCCAGAUUGAGGUUUCACAAAAAGCAUGUGAAACACUUCCUUUGCUUAAGCUAAAUUUUUCGGUUUUGAGCUUAGCGAAAAAAACGGAACACUUCCUUUGCUUAAGCUAAAUACGAGCCGUAAGCAUGUGCCUGAACUUAGCUCGUAGUUGUAAUCUAGGCAGGUUCCAGGGUUGCUUAUCCGUGAUUUUGAGCCUGAUUAAGUUCCAAUCAGGCCUCCGAUCGAACUAAACAGCUUGGUUAUAUUAUAGUUUACUUCCUACAGAUAUAAUAAAUAGCAUGGUAUCUAUCGCCAGGAGUGAACGGUUCUCCCGUUUAUCGAAAUUUGUAAUUUAGGCUCAGUCCUUUAGAUACUCUGUGAUGCUUAAUCCAGAACAAUUUAUUGAAUAACUAGAAUGAAUUUUAACAUAUUCGUGACUCCCAAUUACUCUCAUUUGCAUCCUUUAUUGAGAGAUUUACUUCGAUUACCCAUCACUGUGUAGCAUUACUUGAAUUACAUAAGCAUAUUCGAGGAAAAUUGCAUUUAAAAGUGUUGCAGAAAGUUUAAGACAUUAGUUUGGGAUUUGGUCUGACAUUGGCCAGAAAACUGAUCCCACAUCAGUUUUUAUGCAGCACUGUGACAUAGAAAGGGAAGUUUUUAUGUCAUUCAUUGGAGGUCAAGGGGGACGGCUUUUGGGUGUUUUCAAGUGAAAGAGAGGCUGGUUUUGAGGUUUACAUGGUUCGAAUAGGGCUGAUGUUGGGAGUAAUAUGUUACAUUGCAAGAAUAUAUAGAAAAAAUCUGAAAGAAACUUCUGAAGUGCUAGGUGACAUGAAUUCUCACCUGAAGGGGCACCACUUGGCUGUCUCUAUUGCUCAAACAAGACGGAGCUCUAGGAUUCAUUCACCUGCAUAUUUGAGGUGAUUGAGACUGCAUUUAACACCCUACUCGUGAAAUUAUUUGUUCUUUCCUUGUUCUUUGAUGGACAUUAGUCUCUUAUUGCUAAUAAUUAGCUUUUAUUUUUCAUGCUUCCACCCUCUGCCCUUGAAAAGGAGGGAGAGAAAAUGAGAGAGAGUACCAUCCAAUCAAGGUUUGGCGUUCAACAAUAUCAUAUGUCAGAGUUCGUAAUAAAUUUGUAAGAUAUUGCUGAAAAUUUGUGACAAGAUCAGUGAUCCAUAUCCUGUAGGUAAACGUCAGUUGACAUCAUAUUGCUUAAAGACAUCGAUCAUUAUAAAUCCAUCAUCAGAUGGGUCUAGAUGUUUUUUCCCUUCUUUCUUAGGCUGCUGGUGGUUCAAGCUCCCAUAACUUCUCACAUGGACGAUAGAAAGGAUUUCUGUCUAGACAAUACCCACAGGGUUCCCCUCGUCCCUUUAUACUCAGUAGCAUGCGCUCCUGCAAUUUAUGUUGGGAGUCAUUAAAAUGAUUGUUUCAUGGAAGUUAAAUUUCAUUGAAUAUUAAAAGUGUACUAAAAUAGGAAUACAAAAGCAUAUCCCCAGUGUAACGAAGUUGCAGACCUGUUUUCAUCUUUUGUUGUUACUUACGGUCUCAUAUGUUACUCGCCUGUCACUUAAAAUCAUAUUGGAAAAUCAGAUUUUUUUUGACAACAUGUUAUAGUAGUAAUUCUGCACGGGACAGAGUGAGAGAGAUGUUUUUAGAUUCACAGGUAGGAUAAUCUUCCCUUCUUGACAGACUUGAGUUUAUUACAUGGUCUUCAUUAUUUUCGAGUGGACAAUAGAAUUUUUUUUAGAGGGUUUUCGAGAUGAUAUCCGAUAUUGCUUUCAUGCCCCCGGUCUUUAAAUAUUUAAUUAGUGCGUGGUACAGUCAACUUUCGAAAAGAUAAUAUUGGUACUUUCUUGUUAUUGUACGAAUUAGUUUUGGCUCUGGAUAUGUGACUGAUUUCUGCAAGAUGCAAAUAAAGUUGGUUCUCAACUUAUCUUGCAGACUAUGCUUGCAAAAGCUGUUGCAACCGAGUGUAAGACAACUUUUUUCAACAUCUCGGCAUCAUCAAUUGUGAGCAAGUGGAGAGGUAUGCCAGGAUUACCUCGAAUUAUAUCUUUAUGUUCUACGGAUGUCUGUGAUAUUUUUCAUUAUGUUCAAAAUUUUAUGGGAAAUCAUAGUCAUAAAAUAUUUUAUGUUUUAAUGUGCAAAGGAAAUGGAAAACUUUUUGUGGCAUUAUUCUUCCUGAGGUCUGUCUGAGGUCAUAGUUGGAUUGGUGUUAAGACAACAUAGACAUACAUAAAAGAGAACUUCCUCUGUCACAGAGGACAGAGGGGAGGAGUGGCGGAUACCACAACCCAUCAACCCCUCAGCAACCUCUCACACCUCUUAAAAAGGAAGGAAACCCUACCAGAACCUUUCCCAAAAUACCCUCAAUAUUUUACAGUAUUUCCCUUAGAACUUCCAACAAUUGGCAUAUGACUUUGUGUCAUCUGCGGUUUUGUUGUUAGAAUGGGCAUAAUUUCCUGGUCGAAAUUAUUCUGCAUUUUCUGGGAAAGUGGACAGGACCACAUGAUCCUCUGUAGAAAAUUUGAAAGGUGUUCAUGAGUGAAAAAUGUGAGGUCUAAAAGAGAAACACUUGUGCACCAUUAUAGUCUUACUCUAAACUUUAUGACAAAAUGAAGAAAAAUGUUACAGAGCCAGUAACCCCCAAAUAGUUGGAACUGCUUCCCUCCUUUCACAAAAACAUCACCCAUUCAUUUGACGUGUCAUAAGCCUGCAAAACAACCUAAAAUGUUAACGUGGCUUCCCCUUUAGAAAUAUGUUGAUUCUCUCCACCGAUUCAGUUUCCCUGACCAAUGAUGGCGGCCUAAGUCUAUUGAAAGGACAUGAAUGUUUCCAUGUAAAGAUCUAUCUUAAGGCGUAGUUACUUCCAUGUUUCUUCGGUAAAGGAACUUCCGUGAAAAACUGUCCCAAAUUUUCUUCAUCCUUACCACACAAGCAACAAGCUCUAUGGAUUGACUAAAAAUUAGACUUAAGUCGGCUCCACUGGGAGAUCUCCGAAUGAAAAUCUUUACUUUUACCUGAGAUCAGUUGCCCUGAAUCUGAGGAUCUACAAGAUGUAUAAUGCCUUCAAUGGAGAUGAUUUGAUCAGCUGAUUUAUCUGAUAAAUGAUCAUAUUUUUUCCAUCUCUCCCUCCACAGCUCUGGCUCUUGGGUUUCUGUUAGCAGAGAGGGGAGCCAUCUAUUCUUUAGUGGCAAAUGCUUUGCUAUGGAUGGCCUCUGUCCCUCCUCUGUUAACGAAACGGCAUAGAUUUCGCAAAUAUGAUAUUCGAUGUCUUCUUCUCUAGUAGUUUUUUUCUCCCUAGCUAGUAGAAAACAGAUCCUCUUCCUCCUCGUGAGCCUAUCUUGUUAAAAUAAGUGCUAUUAUCUGUCCACCUUGCACAUAUAAAUCCCAUGAUCUCUGCCACCAAUAGCAUUCUUCCUAGAAACAAAAUUAUCUCCCCUUCUAUUUCAAUGUCUCCCUAUGCUACCUGCCAUCAUCAUCAUCAAACAUACAAUCUUGCUUAAGUGCAACGAGUCCCUCUUUUGUUGAUUCUUCAUUAUUCCCAAAGCAGGUCCGGCUAGCCCCCCAUUUGGAAUGAUCAAGGUCCAGUCUUUUCAGCUACCUUAUUAAGUACCCAUGGCCAACAAGGCUUCAAUAACUGUACUCCAAUUCGAUGGCUUUGUUAAUAGCCUUGACCAUGUCUCUGUUUUACCCUGUAUUAUCUUGUGAUGCAAAACUAGCCCCUGAUCAUGUUGAUUCUGUCCUACUGGUUUCAUGGCCACGCCUAAACUUAAUGACCCCAUUGACAAGAUUGUGAAUGCGAUGUGUAGGUGACUCAGAGAAAUUGGUGAAAGUAUUGUUUGAGUUGGCCAGGCAUCAUGCUCCAUCUACCAUAUUUCUUGAUGAGAUUGAUGCAAUCAUCAGCCAGCGUGGGGAGGCUCGCAGUGAGCAUGAAGCCAGUCGGCGUUUAAAGACUGAGCUACUUAUACAGGUGGAUCACUUCGCUUCAUAGAUACUUCUCUUGUUGUCCCCAUCUUCUGCCCACUGAUCUUUACAACAAUGAACUACAUUUUUAUUCACACAACGGUGUUCAUAGUCGGCUUUAGAGUGCAGAUGGAUGGACUGACAAAGACGAAUGAGCUUGUAUUUGUUUUGGCCGCAACAAAUCUCCCUUGGGAACUUGAUGCUGCCAUGCUUCGACGUCUGGAGAAACGGGUACUUUAUACUCCUUUACCAUCUGCAUGCAUGUUUCUAGAUGUUUUAUUCAUAAUCAUUUUCAGUUUGGUGCUAAAAUUUCUGACACUAUAAUUACUGUCAUUUGAGAAGACAUGAAUUGAAGAUAAAAUGCACUUAGUUCUUCAGGUGAUCUAUUUAUUUUCCAUUAGUAGCAUCUCAUUGCGUAAGAGAGAGAAAAUCGCUUUUCUUCGACUUGAAUGCAUAAUUAAUGUCAUCAAAUCUCUGUGCAACAGUGGUUUGCAUGCAUGAGCCACUCUCGUGGAUUUACUUUAUUUUUAUUUUAAGUUUGAAUAUUGUGGAGACCGAAACUGUGAGGAAAGAAAUUAGUCUAUUAUCCCCUGUCAUACAAAGCCUAUUACCCCCAAAAUAAAAGAAUCGCUCCAUUGAUUUGAUGCCUUCCAUUAUCUAAUCUACUUAUAUGUAUGUAAACAUACUUUUCUGUAAACUGAGGAUAUGAUGAUGUAUCAAUGGAAGUUUUUAAAAAAAUUAAUGUGCACCAAAUGUUCCACCAUGCUCACUAUUUGAUCUCCCUUGUUUCUUCCGUUCUUGGUUUUGUUGAUUUGGUGGUCUGGAUCAUGAUUAGUCAUCAACCCUUCCUCAUGUAAUUACCCUCGGCAGAUCCUCGUGCCCCUUCCAGAACCGGGAGCAAGAAGAGCCAUGUUUGAGCAACUCUUGCCAUCUGAGCCUGAACGGGAGAUGAUCCCAUAUGAUCUGCUGGUUGAAUCCACAGAAGGCUACUCAGGUUCUGACAUCCGCUUAGUAUGCAAGGAGGCUGCCAUGCAGCCAUUGAGACGGCUGAUGACCCACUUAGAAGGACAAGGAACUAUUCCCGAAGAAGGUAUUCCUACUCUUCUUUUAAGAUUCAUACAAUCUUCUUUUAGAAAUUAAAUAUCCUCUGAUUUCAUAUCAAAAUUUCCAAUCUCUUCAAUAAUAUCUUCACGGUGCAAUUGUUCUGCUAUGCAUUAAUCAAGUUCCCGAGAGCCCACCACAGAAUUGAAUACAAUCUGAUCUGUAGCGUUUAACCAUUCAUAGAAAUUUCUGAUCUCCACUUGGUACGACUGUUACAUCUCUUCUUAAUCAACCUGCAGAGAACACCGAGAAUUAAAAAGGAAUUAUUUUAGAAAAUAAUUACGCCAUGUUUCACUCAUUCCCUCUGCAGUUUUUAAUCUGCUCAUAAAGAUUUCUGAAAAUACACCAAGACUUUAUGUAAUCUAUACCUUCGGAAAAUAGUUGUCUUUUUUUCAUUCAUUCACUCACUCUCGCUGUAGGUUUGAACUAUUCAUAGAAAUUUAUAAUUUCCGCGUGAUAAAUGAACCAAUUUUAUAUUUUUCACAUUACAUUGAUAGAAUUUCAUCCUCAGAAUCUUUUAUGAAUAGUUUGGAUUCUUUUCAUAUCAACCCUUUUUUUUUGGUGCGCAUCAAGAAAUAUGGAAUUUCAUUUAUAAUCUACCGGGUGCAUAUGUAAAUAAUAUUGAAAUCUGCAGACCAAUUUUUGUUAUCAUAUAUCCAUAUUCAUGCAUCAUCAUCUCUCAGAUUCCUCAGUUCCUGGAAAUCUUUGCUAAUUUAAAGCAUAAUUAAUGGAUGGGAUUCGGCGGCUAAGAAGAGAACUGAGCUCGGUUUACUCGAAAGGGUUUCACAGUCUCCCCUCUUGGCUUGCAGAUCUGCCGCCAGUAGGCCCCGUCAUGCCUGGAGAUAUUGAGGCAGCCUUGAGGAACACGAGGCCGUCUGCCCACAUCCAUGCCCACCGCUAUGAGAAGUUCUACCAGGAUUAUGGGAGCCAGAUCCUCCAUUAG